This is a messenger RNA of Scheffersomyces amazonensis, 2048 nucleotides long. RefSeq lists its product as uncharacterized. The coding region runs from base 410 to 1939 and encodes 509 amino acids. Gene Ontology annotation, molecular function: magnesium ion transmembrane transporter activity. NCBI's taxonomy places the organism in Eukaryota, Fungi, Ascomycota, Pichiomycetes, Serinales, Debaryomycetaceae. The record is from RefSeq and is a predicted model, not a curated record. Gene Ontology annotation, biological process: magnesium ion transport. The transcript has a single exon. Gene Ontology annotation, cellular component: membrane.
AUAGUAUGAAGAAUUCAGUACUCAAAGUUCCGGUCAAUACUAAUAUAUCUUUUCGGGUGAUAUGAGAAAUUCCGGUACAAGGUAUGAAUAAAAAAGUAAUAACAUUCUUCACAACAAAAUGUGUUACCUGCCCUGCAGACAGCGUGGUCUAUUUGUGUCAGUACAUUUUGGUGACAACAAAACGCAAUUCAAAAGGAAGGGCUGUACCCAGUGCAUUAACCAACAUCAUCUCUGCUAAUAAAGGCAUUAUAAAGUAGAGAGUGUUAGCUAAUUGAGAGACACUUAGUUUAGUUGCAUAUUUUCAUUAUUUAUUUAUGUUAAUUUUUUUCUUUCCUCACUAGUUUUAUCUGUUAAUCUUUAUUAUCGUGGCAUAGGUACUACGAAUUGAGAGUGUUUCAACAUCAUACAAAUGGAUACAGUACUGGCUCCAACUACUUCGACUGGCUCGAUAGUAUUGGGUUGCUCGGUAGCUAUUAUAUCAUCAUGUAUACAAUCAUUGGGAAUAACUUUACAACGGAAGUCGCAUCUAUUGAAGAUGUCUGUAGGCGGUAGGUCAAGAGCCAAUACUCAUACUCAUACUCCAGGAUUGCAAAUUAUUCAACAACAACAACAACAACAACAAAUUCAUUAUCAUAAUCAUAAUUAUUCCCUGCAUCAUCAAUAUCAAAGAUAUAAACGUAAUAUGUGGCUAUUUGGAUUCAUGUUAUUCAUAGUAGCUAAUGUAUUAGGAUCAUUAAUUCAAAUUACUACUUUACCAUUAAUUAUACUAUCUCCAUUACAAAGUAUAGGAUUAAUUUUCAAUUCAAUACUAAGUUGUCUUCUACUUCCAGGAGAAACAUUUACAAGAAAAUUAGGAGUAGGUACAAUUACUAUCGCUAUAGGAGCAUUCACAAUUGCAUAUAAUGGGAAUUCAACACCAAUUGAAGAUCCUCAUCCUCCCAAAGAUAUUGAUGAAAGAUUUAAUUUAGUAAUGUCUAAGUUAUUAAGUGGAUCAUUUUUACUGUGGUUUAUAACAACAUUUAUUAUGAUAACCAUAUUAUUAGUGUUUAAUUAUGCAUACUUGGAUAAAAAAUUAGCUAAAUAUAAUGAUAGAAAGAGUCUUAGCUUAAGUAAAGAUAAAUUAGUUGGUAGAAAUAAGUAUCAAUUCAUUAAGGGAUUUAAUUAUGGUAUAAUAAGUGGUACAUUAACAGCCCAUACAUUUUUAUUUGCCAAAUCAAUUAUUGAUGUUAUUGUGGAAACAAUAUUGAAUAAACAGUCUAAAAUACUUCCUAUUACAAAUGCUGCACCUUAUCUUUUAUUGGUGUUUAUGCUUGCAACUAUUGGAUUUCAAUUAACUGCAUUUAACUUGGGUUUAGCCCAAAUAUCAACUUCAAUAUUGUAUCCAUUAUGCUUUUUGGUUUAUAAUCUAAUCAAUUUAAUUAACGAUAUAAUCUUCAAUUCUUUAUUGCUGAAGCAUAUAAUCACUAUAAACCAAUUUGUGUGGAUCAUAAUUGGUUUGGUAUUUGUACUAUUUGGUGUGAUUAUUAUAAGUUGGGAUAGUGCAUUUGGUAAAGUAAAUGAAGAUAAUAAUGUUAUUUAUCAAGAUCAAACAAUAGAACAAGAUGAAGAUGCAUUUAUAUACCAAAAAUUCCCAUAUAAUCAACAGCUCCUGCCGCUGUACGACCAUAUUAAUGAACAUACAGAACUAUUAAGAAGUCCAAGUACAAAUAAAUCUGCUACUUUUAAACAAUAUUCCACUAUAGAUUCGACUGAUUCGAGACUCUCGUCUAGUACGGCUUACACCAACACUAACUUCAGUUCUCUUGCUACAACAGAAGAACCUUCAAAUGUGAUUCUAGAAUCUGAUCAAGCUGGUAGUAUACAUUCUCCUCGUGUGACCACUCCUAAACGUAUUCUCUCAUUUGAACAAAGUCAAUUAUUGAAUCUGUUAGAUGUAUAGUUAAUAAUAGUAAUAGUAAUAGUAAUAGUAAUAGUAAAAUAUACUUUUUCCUGCAUACACGGUAUGUUACCACAAAGAACGAAAAAUUAUAUAGUAAGUUUUCGUAUUA